This is a messenger RNA of Mytilinidion resinicola, 1956 nucleotides long. RefSeq lists its product as uncharacterized. Lineage: Eukaryota; Fungi; Ascomycota; Dothideomycetes; Mytilinidiales; Mytilinidiaceae. The coding region runs from base 1 to 1956 and encodes 651 amino acids. The transcript has 3 exons. The record is from RefSeq and is a predicted model, not a curated record.
AUGGCGCAAAAUAAGGAGCAGCUGUUCCAGCGCCCUCUAUAUGUUUUCGACCUGCCACCAGAAAUACUGUCAACCAUCACUCUAAGGAAUUCUGCCGAACAAUCCCACGAAAUCGCCCCCGAACCAGCGCCAUCGACCACAGGUGAAUUGGAGGAGAAGGCGGGGCCCGAGGAUGGAGGGUCUACCAAGGCUACAUCUUGUACACUCUGUGGCUUACGGUUUCCCACCGUACAAGAGCAGCGCAGCCAUGUCCGGUCAGACUUACACGGAUAUAAUCUCAAACAGAAGAUAAGAGGCCAAAAGCCAGUUGGGGAAGAAGAGUUUGAGGCUCUUAUUGGAGGUCAGUCUUCGAAUUUAUCUCUAGAUGACGAAGAAGACAAUAACGACGGGAUUAAACCCAAAGACUCUACUCUUAGUGCCUUGUUGAAGAAGCAAGCAAAGAUAUCCAACCCCGAAUUCGACGACUUUGCUUCCAAGAAGCCAAAACGUGGCGCCGGCAAACCACCUCUCUUCUGGUUCACAUCACCUACUCUACCCGAGAAUACGUCUUUGGGAAUUUACCGCGCCAUAUUUUCAGAUGCGGAGCAGGAAGAAGAAUCCUAUAUCGUAGAGACCAUACGAAACAAACAACUCGCACCCGUGUCACCUCCUAGAGUCAAAGCCAAUUCCGAGGGGGUAGUACCGGUUGAUACCUCUAAUAUUGGACCCCACUAUUUCCUUUGCAUGAUUGGGGGAGGCCACUUCGCUGCCAUGGUCGUGUCUUUGGCCCCCAAGAUGGGGAAAAAGCACACAGGCGUCGAAGAACGCCAAGCCACGGUCCUGGCGCAUAAGACAUUCCACAGAUAUACCACACGCCGAAAGCAAGGAGGAGCGCAAUCUUCUAAUGAUAGUUCUAAAGGCAACGCUCAUUCGGCCGGUGCUUCAAUUCGUCGUUACAACGAAGUAGCACUGAUGACUGAAGUGCGAGAUCUUCUGAAGGAAUGGAAAUCCAUGAUUGACACGGCCGAAUUGGUCUUCAUGCGAGCUACAGGAAGCGCUAAUCGAAGUACACUGCUUGGUCCUUAUGAGGGCCAAGUGCUACGGAAUAAUGAUCCCCGUAACCGCGGGUUCCCAUUCAGCACGCGUCGCGCAACGCAAAAAGAACUUAUGCGAGCCUUUGUUGAGCUCACAAGAGUCAAGACAAGUACAAUAGAUGAGGCAGCUCUAGCGGCGCUUAACGCAGCACCGGCGGCUACCCUCGAGGCUUCAAAAGCCUCUACCAAACCAUCGAAACCUCCUAAACCAUCAAAGGAGGAAGAAGCAGCUAUACUUCAUACUACGCAACUAACUGCAUUGAUUCGCCGCUCUAAGAUACCAGCAAUACUUAAUUACCUCAGUUCCAACGACUUAACCCCGGCCUUCCAAUUCUUCCCAGCAAACCAUCAUACCCCGACUCCUCUUCAUUUCGCAUCCUCCCUGAAUGCUGGGCCUGUAGUGCUUGCGCUACUCACAAAAGCUAAGGCUGAUCCGACAGUCAUGAGCGACGACGCACGUACACCCUUCAGUCUAGCAGGUGACCGAGCAACACGUGAUGCCUUCCGGGCGGCAAGGAGCGAGCUGGGCGAAAGUGCGUGGGACUGGAAUCUUGCCGGAGUGCCUGCUCCUCUGUCAAAAUCCGAGGUGGCGGAGCGUGACCAGCGGGACAGGGUUGAGAAGACCGAGGCGGAUAAGCAGGAGGCGGAACGUCGCAAAGCCGAGACUGAACGUCUAAGAAAAGAGAGUGCGCAAGAGGAGGCCAACAAGCGGGACAAGAGAUUAGGGAAAGGGAAGUCGCUUGGUGGCCAACCGGAGAAAACUGGAGCGGAGAAACGUGAGGAAGAAUCAAGGGGGCUAACGCCCGAGGCGCGGAUGAGGAUUGAGCGAGAGCGAAGGGCCAAAGCAGCCGAGGACAGGAUUCGGCGGUUACAAGGCAAUUAA